Molecule: messenger RNA, 1284 nt
Organism: Arabidopsis thaliana (thale cress)
Lineage: Eukaryota; Viridiplantae; Streptophyta; Magnoliopsida; Brassicales; Brassicaceae
Product: TRAF-like family protein
Exons: 6
Coding region: 1-1284 (427 amino acids)
Source: RefSeq, marked reviewed
AUGACUCUGUUCAGUCGUGUUUUAUUAUUUCUAAAGAAAAAGUCUUUCUCUAUUGCUGUUAGUUCUCUUUACUUCUAUAUAUGCAAAUCUCAUUUCUGCCUUCCAUACAUAUACACAACUCUGAAGUCAACAAUCUUUUGUCCAAAGAAAUUCAUCAUCAUGGAAACCCUAAGAGAGGAGGCUCCAUCAAGCUACUUGAUGAAGCUUGUUGGUUUCUCUGAGGUGAAAUUCAGUCAUCAACCUUAUGAAUCUGCUGAUUUCGACGCUGCGGGACAUAAAUGGAGAUUGAUAUUUUACCCGGCUGGAAAGGUAGAAGAAGGUGGAAAAGACCAUAUUUCGAUUUAUGCGAGGGUCGAAAAUGUUGGUGCUUCUGAGAUGCAGAUUGAUGUAGAACUCAAGUUCUUCCUCUACAAUCACAACGCAAAGAAAUACUCUGUUUUCCAAGAUGGAACUGUGAAGCAUUAUAGUAAGGAGAAAAAAGAGUGCGGAUUUGCACAAAUGCUUCUUCGUUCGAAGUUUAACGACCCAAAAAAUGGGUACACCGAUGGAGAUGCUUGUAUCGUUGGGGUGGAGAUAUUCGUUAUAAAGCCGAUAGAGAAGGUGGAGAGGGUUGUAUUCACACAAAACCCACCAACGAACAAAUUCACAUGGAAAAUCUCUGAUUUCUCAAAACUAGGAGACAAGAAAUAUCAUUACUCGGAUGAAUUUGUGGUCGGAGAAAGAAAAUGGAGAAUAAAAAUUAGCCCAAAGGGAGACAAAAAGGUAAGAGCACUUUCAGUCUAUGUUCAAGCCAUGGAAUAUUUGCCAAAUGCGGUAGCUUCUACCACUUACGCAAAGCUCAAACUUCAGCUAAUGAAUCAGAAAAACACUAACCAUAUUGAGAAACGUGGUACAUAUCAAACUAGUUUUUUUUUAUAUUUGGUUUUUCAUUUUUUCUCGAGAGAGAAGGAAGAUGGAUAUGGGACUUCUGAGUUAAUAUCUGUGGAGGAUCUAAAUGAUGAAUCAAAAGGGUACCUUGUGGAAGACACCAUCGUUCUUGAAACUACUUUGCUUUGUGUCACUGAGACUAAAGUAAAGUUGUGUGAUAUGUGCAAAUACAAAUUCUUUUUGUUAAAUCCACGUCAACAUGCAAAAUCCCAUUGGAAAAAAAAAAAAAACAUGCACAACCAUUUACUGCAAUUAUGGUGCAAUCCACAUAAUCGUUUAUAUGUGUUCGGGGUGGUCUUUUUGGGUUUGUUUGACAACGUGGAUGCGAGUGCCGAGGGCGAGGUGUAUCAGAUCUAG